GUGUGUUGCACACGGAAGCAGUCGGCGGGCUGGCGGCCGCUGCCACCGUGUUGUAUGCACUACGGUCUCACGGUUUCUUUCGCUUUAUCAGUUUCGUUCGUUUUCGGUAAUUCGACAUUAGGCGUACUUGAAAUUUCGAAUGAAUUUGCUAUCGACUUGUACCGUAUGAUAUCGCGGCUCGCCUAGGAACGCUGCGUGUCGCCCCAAUAACGCAGCUAUGGAUGUCCUGAACUGCGAUCUUCUUUGGAUCGGCGGAUCCUGCUACCGCAAACUGACGCCGAUCAACCGAUUCUCGCUGUCGGAAAGCGUGGACGUUGCGGACAAGUGCGACGAACGUAUUUACGAUGUUGGUGCCAGCGGUGUAAGUUCCUAUGAUGACGAGCCUACUUGCUUGACACCAAAGCCGAAAUCUCUGCCAGUGUCGAACGAUGACAGCUCGGCCGGAGGGCCGAAAGGAUUCUUUCGUCUAACGCACUAUGUGCCACAGAAAUUCAUUCCGCGGCUCUGUGGAAAGAAGCAUGCCGUCAGGAUUCAAAUGGAACAUGAUACCAACACCUCAAUUAAGGUCCCCAGUCCAGAUUCGUGUGAGGAUGUCAUUAUCACCGGUCAGAGGGAGGAGGAUGUGGAGUCUGCCCUUCUGCGGAUAUCGGCCACCGUGUGCGGUAUGCGGCAGCACGAGCACUACACGCACUUCGUGUGCUUUCCCCUGAACAACCCGAAGCUUUGCAGCAUGACGGAAGAGUUUAGGGAGAUUGUCACCAAGUCGUGCACGGGUCGAGGCCUGGACGCGAGCCUGUUUGUGGCCAAGCAGAAGCUGCACCUCACCAUUGGCAUGCUGGUGCUGCUUGAUCCCAAGGAGUGCAACAUGGCACAGAAGGUGCUGGAAGGUUGCAAGGACCUGGUCACGACCAUCCUGAAGGAUGAACCACUGGUGGUGCGUGUGCAUGGCCUGGAGAUUAUGAACGACGAUGAAAGUGAGGUGGAUGUGCUCUAUGCCAAGGUGUCUUCGUGCAACAAGGAGGGAACCUCACGGUCUCCCGAGAAGUGCAGGCUGCAGCUGCUUGCUGACGCAGUGGCCCAGCGCUUCUUGGAGUCCGGGUUCAUGCUGCGCCAGCAGGAGCGGGGCCGUGGACCCGAGCACGUCAAGCUGCACAUGACCAUCAUGAACACCCGGCUCCGCGAGCAGCGCUUUGCCACUGAGAACACGACCCUGCCGCCUGCGCGGAAGCCUCGCAACUCCUUCGAUGCCACCGCCAUCAUGAAGCGCAACCGUGACUUCAACUUUGGGCGGAUUCAUGUUCCCAGCAUCAACAUAGUUCAUCCACACAACUGUGAUGGCGAUGGCUUUUACAAGAGAAUAGCCACGCUUUACUUGCCAAAAUAGCAGCAGUAACAUCUUGAGCCAUGGAAUCCUGCAAUUACUUCUUCCUGAAUUGUACAAAUAGCUGUUUCUAAUGAUGAUUGCGUAUUUAGGAAAUAUGCCAUUUCUGUGAUCUACAGUGCAGUUAUUCUUUGCUUAAUAAAGAAUGAAAUAAGGCCUUGUAGUGUUUUUA
Molecule: messenger RNA, 1553 nt
Organism: Dermacentor andersoni
Lineage: Eukaryota; Metazoa; Arthropoda; Arachnida; Ixodida; Ixodidae
Product: activating signal cointegrator 1 complex subunit 1
Biological process (GO): DNA alkylation repair; regulation of DNA-templated transcription
Cellular component (GO): nucleus
Molecular function (GO): RNA binding
Source: RefSeq, a predicted model, not a curated record